AUUAUCCUCUCGACUUCAUCUCUCCCUUUGAGCCCUUCUGUCUAGACUGUUCUUUUUCCCACCCGAGAAUGAGCCGGAAGCUCGCCCCCGAAGCCAAUCGGAUUCUCUUUGUCAAGAACCUCAACUACAACGUGACCGCAGAACAGCUCUUUGAUCUUUUCGGCAAGUUUGGUCCCAUCAGACAAAUACGACAGGGAAUCGCAAACAACUCCAAGGGCACUGCAUUUGUGGUCUACGAGGACGUACACGACGCCAAACAGGCAUGCGAUAAGCUCAAUGGGUUCAACUUUCAGAACAGAUAUCUCGUCGUACUAUAUCACCAGCCAGAGAAAAUGCUUAAAUCGAAAGAGGAUUUGGCGGAAAGGCAGGAAAAUCUGGAGCGUCUCAAACAACAACACGGUAUAGAAUGACGUUACGGAUUUUCUUUUGUCGGUUUCUUUGCGUACCCUUUGCAGGCACAUCGCCGCACGUUAUCAUGGGCUGGUUGUGGGGUUUCUGGCGUUUUCACUCCGAUGGGUUUCAUGGCUCUUCUCCGUCUGGAUGGUGGCCGGCCGGUGGACGGAUCGCUCGCGCGGGUCACCGAUCCCCCGGGGAACGGAUACAGAAUGGGUUUUGUUUCAUCCUGGGAUCAGGUCCAAUUAUACCAGUUGAAUCUCUACUAUCAAUAUAAUCCUUCCAAUGGUCGACCACGGUCGGCGAUCUGAC
Molecule: messenger RNA, 705 nt
Organism: Aspergillus campestris IBT 28561
Lineage: Eukaryota; Fungi; Ascomycota; Eurotiomycetes; Eurotiales; Aspergillaceae
Product: putative pre-mRNA branch site protein p14
Exons: 5
Coding region: 69-410 (113 amino acids)
Cellular component (GO): cytoplasm; ribonucleoprotein complex; nucleus
Molecular function (GO): mRNA binding
Source: RefSeq, a predicted model, not a curated record